GCCAAUUUAGGGGGAACACCGCCUCUGAAUGCACUGAGUGAGACACCAUAUGGACGGACGGACCGAUGGAUGCAUGACGUGUGGAUAUAAUCGAGCAGUCCGUGAAAAGCCAUUUUCACGUCCAGUGUUUGAGGGAGCAUUAACAGAGCGGAUUCUAACACGGGCAUCGGGUCUGUCUGUCAAGAGGGUGACCAGACUCUGAACAAUAGCGCCCAAUGCAGCGCGGGUCUCUCUAGUGCAUAACGGGAAAGCCACGGCAGGACUGAGGGCUGCCAGAGGUUUAUAGUUGGAGAUGGCUGCACUCUGAUGUAGGUUACUCGCACAGAUUAGUGGAUUUAUUGAUGUGAAUAUCGUCAGCAGCAGACCAAGCCUGUAUUAAUGCAAAAGAUGAAUUCUACCGAUGCUGCCGAAGAAGGAUUGACGGAUCCGGACACGGACCCGUUUUUCAAAACAGUGCCAUCCCUGUCAUCCAGCUCUCUGCGGAACGACGGGAUAAAAGCGUGUGAUGUUCUGACGGUGCUGAGGGAGAAAGUAGCGUUUGUCUCUGGGGGCAGGGACAAGCGAGGGGGGCCCAUCCUGACCUUCCCUGCCCGGAGCAACCACGACCGAAUAAAACAGGAGGACCUGCGCAAACUGGUGACCUAUCUCUCUACUGUGCCCAGUGAGGACGUCAGCAAGCGCGGCUUCACUGUGAUCAUCGACAUGCGCGGCUCCAAGUGGGACCUGAUCAAGCCCCUGCUGAAGACGCUGCAGGAGGCCUUCCCCGCCGAGAUCUGUGUCGCCCUCAUCAUCAAGCCUGACAACUUCUGGCAGAAGCAGAAGACCAACUUUGGAAGUGCCAAAUUUACAUUCGAGACCAGUAUGGUGUCCGUGGAGGGCCUGACCAAGCUGGUGGACCCCUCCCAGUUGACGGCCGACCUGGAGGGCACGCUGGAGUACGACCACGUGGAGUGGACCGAGCUCCGCGUAUCCCUGGAGGAGUUCACGGGCGGCGCCCUGCACCUCCUCUCGCGCCUGGAGGAGCUGCAGGAGGUGCUCACGCGGCAGGACCUCCCCGCCGACGCCGAGGAGUCUCGGCGGCUACUCGAGGACCACGCUCGGCUGCGCAAGACCGUCGCCAAGGCGCCCGUGGACGGCCUGGACCAGGAGGGCCAGCGGCUGCUGCAGAGGAUCCGGGACGGCGGUGACGGGCGGCUCUCGGGGGGGCCCGACUUCCAGAGCCUGGUGCCCAAGGUGGCCGCCCUGCUGGACAAACUGCAGGCCACGCGCCAGCAUCUGCUCCAGGCCUGGCACACCCGCAAGCAGCAGCUGGACCAGUGUUUCCAGCUCCGCCUCUACGAGCAGGACGCAGAGAAGAUGUUUGAAUGGAUCAGUCACAACAGGGAGCUGUUUCUGCAGGGCCACACGGAGAUUGGGAAGAGCCACCAACAUGCCUCAGACCUGCAGGCUCAGCAUGACCAUUUCGCAAUGAACUCUAUGAAUGCGUAUGUGAACAUCACACGGAUCGUCUCCGUGGCGACGCGGCUGUGUGAGGCGGGCCACUACGCGGCGCCGCAGAUCCAGCAGGUGUCGGCGCAGCUGGACUUGGACUGGAAGAGCUUCGCUGCCGCACUCGAGGAGCGCAGUGCCAUACUCACCAUGUCCUCUGUGUUCCACCAGAAAGCAGAGCAGUUUCUGUCCGGUGUGGAGGGGUGGACUAAGACGUGUAAUGAGGGAGGGCUGCCCUCUGCAGUCCCAGAGCUGGAGGUGGCCAUCCAUAACCACCAGACCCUGUGUGACCAGGUCACCACGGCCUUCAAUGAGGUCAGUCAGAAGGGGAAGACGUUGCUGGAUGUGCUGCAGCGACCGCAUCCUCCUCCUGAUUCGGGCUCGCUGACAUCGGGGGCGGACUACACGCUGGCGGUGCGGGCGGUUCUGGAGGUGGUCCACGAGGUUAUGCACCAGAACCGCCGUCUGGAAGGGCUACUGCAGCACCGCAAGCUCCGUCUGCACCAGCGGCUCCAGCUGUGUGUGUUUCAGCAGGACGUACAGCAGGUACUGGACUGGAUAGAGAACCACGGUGAAGCAUUCCUCAGUAAACACACUGGAGUUGGGAAGUCGGUCCACAGGGCCCGCGCUCUGCAGAAACGCCAUGACGACUUCCAGGAGGUGGCCCAGAACACGUACACCAAUGCAGAUAAGCUGCUGGAGGCGGCCGAGCAGUUGGCUCAGACGGGGGAGUGUGACCCGGAGGAGAUCUACUCGGCUGCCCACCACCUGGAGCUCAAGGUGCAGGAGUUUGUGCGCCGCGUCGAACAGAGGAAGCUCCUGCUGGACCUCUCCGUGGCCUUCCACACACACACCAAGGAGCUGUGGACGUGGAUGGAGGAGCUCCAGAAGGGCCUGGUGGAGCAGGUGUGUUCAGGCUCAGUGGACGAGGUGCAGGAGCUCAUCCGCCAGUUCCAGCAACAGCAGAGCAGCACGCUGGACGCCACGCUCAACGUCAUCAAGGAGGGCGAGGAACUUAUCCAGCACCUCAGGGACUCUGCUCUGGCUAGUAACCGAUUGCCCCACGCGAGCUCAGUGGCUCACAUCGAGAGCGUGCUACAGCAGCUGGACGAGGCCCAGGUCCACAUGGAGGAACUGUUCCACGAGCGCAGAAUCAAACUGGACAUCUUCCUCCAGCUGCGCAUCUUUGAGCAGUAUGCCUUAGAGGUGACAGGCGAGCUGGACGCCUGGAAGCAGGAGCUGCAGCGGCAGGCCAGCGACUUCAACGCCGAGGAGCUGGCGCUGGCCGAACAGCGGCUACACCGCCACACUGAGCGCAAGCUGGCCAUGAACAACAUGAGCUUCGAGGUGGUCCAGCAGGGGCAGGACCUGCACCAGUACAUCAUGGAGGUGCAGGCCUCAGGUAUGGAGCUGACCGGGGAGAAGGACAUAGAUCUGGCCACUCAGGUUCAGGAGCUGCUGGAGUUCCUGCAUGAGAAACAGCGCGAGCUGGAGCUGAGCGCUGAACACACACACAAGCGCCUCGAGCAGUGCCUACAGCUGCGCCACCUACAGGCCGAGGUCAAACAGGUCCUAGGUUGGAUCCGUAAUGGUGAGUCCAUGCUGACCGCCAGUACGGUGAACGCAGGCUCUCUCUCGGAGGCUGAACAGCUGCAGAGGGAACAUGAGCAGUUUCAGAUGGCCAUAGAGUCUUUACUGCACGCAGACUCACUGCAGCGAACGCACCAGAGCGCCCUGCAGCUGCAGCAGCGGGCCGAGCUCAUGCUGCAGGCGGGUCACUACGACCCGGACGCCGUGCGCGCCUGCGCCGAGACGGUGGCGCUGCACUGGCAGACGCUCAUGCUCAAGAUGGAGGACCGGCUCAAGCUGGUCAACGCCUCCGUGGCCUUCUACAAGACCUCUGAACAGGUGUGUAACGUGCUGGAGAGUCUGGAGCAGGAGUACCGGCGGGAGGAGGACUGGUGUGGCGGCCAUGACAAGCUGGGCGCCUCGGCCGAGACUGACCACGUGGCUCCGCUCAUCACUAAACACCUGGAGCAGAAGGAGGCCUUCCUCAAGGCCUGUACUCUGGCCAGACGGAAUGCAGAGGUCUUCCUCAAGUACAUCCAUCGCAACAAUGUCAGCAUGCCUGGAGUGGCCAGCCACACUCGUGCCCCUGAGACACAGGUCAAAGCUAUCCUGAGUGAGCUGCUCCAGAGAGAAAACCGGGUCCUGCACUUUUGGACUAUGAAGAAGCGCCGCUUGGACCAGUGCCAGCAGUACGUGCUGUUUGAGCGCCAUGCCAAGCAGGCACUGGAUUGGCUACAGGAGACGGGCGAGUACUACCUCUCCACACACACCUCGACAGGGGAAACCACCGAGAAAACUCAGGAUCUACUCAAGGAGUACGGGGAGUUCCGCGUGUCUGCCAAGCAAACCCAGGAGAAGGUGAAGCUGCUCAUCCAGCUGGCCGACAGUCUGGUGGAGAAGGGCCAUGUCCACGUGACCGAGCUCAAGAAGUGGGUGUCCACCGUGGACCGCCGCUACAGGGACUUCAGCCAGCGCAUGGGCCAGUACCGCUGCAGCCUGGAGCGAGCGCUGGGCAUCUGCUCCGAGGACAACAAAGACCUGGAGCUGGACAUCAUCCCGGCCAGCCUCACCCACCCCGACCCGGAAGUGAACCUGCAUGACCCCGACCAUGAGGUCAACGAGGAGAAGAGGAAGUCUGCCAGGAAGAAGGAGUAUAUCAUGGCUGAGCUGCUGCAAACUGAGAGAGCGUACGUCAGGGACCUACAAGAAUGCUUAGAGACAUUCCUUUGGGAGAUGACCAGCGGUAUGGAGGAGAUUCCCCAAGGAAUCACUAACAAGGAGCACGUCAUCUUCGGGAAUAUCCAGGAGAUUUAUGACUUCCAUAAUAAUAUUUUCUUGAAGGAGCUGGAGAACUAUGAACAGCUACCUGAGGACGUGGGCCACUGUUUUGUCACAUGGGCGGAUAAGUUCCACAUGUACGUCACGUACUGCAAGAACAAGCCCGACUCCAGUCAGCUCAUCCAGGGCCAGGCUGGCAGGUUCUUUGAUGAGAUCCAGCGCAGACACGGGCUGGCCAACUCCAUCUCCUCCUACCUCAUUAAGCCAGUGCAAAGGAUCACCAAGUACCAGCUCCUGCUGAAGGAGUUGUUGACGUGCUGUGAGGAGGGGAAAGGAGAGAUUAAGGAAGGUUUGGAGGUCAUGCUCAGUGUGCCCAAGCGUGCCAACGAUGCCAUGCACGUCAGCAUGCUGGAGGGUUUCGAUGAGAACCUGGCCGUGCAGGGAGAACUCAUCCUGCAGGACACCUUCCAGGUGUGGGACCCCAAGUCUCUGAUCCGGAAGGGCCGGGACCGGCACCUGUUCCUGUUCGAGAUCUCGCUGGUCUUCAGCAAAGAGAUGAAGGACUCGUCGGGACGCACGAAAUACGUCUACAAGAGCAAACUACUGACGUCUGAGCUGGGGGUGACGGAACACAUUGAGGGGGACCCGUGCAAGUUCGCUCUGUGGGCCGGACGGACCCCGACGUCCGACAACAGAACAGUCUUAAAGGCCACCACUAUGGAGCUGAAGCAGGAGUGGAUCAGGAACAUCCGGGAGGUGAUCCAGGAGCGAACGGUCCACCUGAAGGGGGCACUGAAGGAGCCUAUCCACCUGCCCAAAACCCCCGCCCGCCAGAGGACCAUCAGCAAGAGGGACACAACUGAGGAUGCGGACAGCCAGGGGGACGCUAGCAGCCAGCCGGACACUAUCUCCAUCGCCUCCCGCACCUCACAGAACACUGUGGACAGUGAUAAGCUGUCCGGCGGCUGUGAGCAGACGGUGGUGCUGCAGGACUUUGCGGCCGGCGGGCCGGGCGAGCUGUCGGUGCAGUCGGGCCAGACGGUGGAGCUGCUGGAGCGGUCCGGCGAGCGUCCGGGCUGGUGCCUGGUGCGGACCACGGAGCGCUCGCCGCCACAGGAGGGCCUGGUGCCCAGCGCCACCCUGUCCGUCUCCCAUUCCCGCAGCAGCGUGGACAUGGACUGCUUCUUCCCCGCGGGGAAAGAGAACUUUCCAGUAGCGAGCUCGGAGGUCAAGUCAGAGUCGGUGGCCUCAUUGCAGCCUCAGGCGUCCGUCAGCUCGCUGCCGACCGGCUCACCAGGACCCAAGCGCUCCGGGACGACCGGUAACACCCUGAAGAAGUGGCUGACCAGCCCUGUGCGGCGCCUCAGCCACGGCAAGGGGGAUAACGCCAACACCAAGAAGCCCACAGGCAAGCAGCGCAAAAGGGACGGACGCAAGAGCGUGGACCUGGGCCCCCAGCACGAGGACAGCACAGAGGAGAAGGGCAGGAGAGGAACCAACAGUGGUGGAGAGGAGGAGGCUGAGGACGAGCCCCACACCCCACUUCCUCCCCCCAUGGAGAUCAUCAAGGACCCCUCGGCUCAGGAGGCCAAGACCCCUGAGUCUGGUGCGUUUCCAGCCUUUGGGAGCGUAAGUCCUUCAGAACAGAACUUGGCCACGCCCCGAGACCCAGAGACGGAGAAGAGAAACAAAGCCAUGAGAGGACGCAUGUUUGUCAUGAACGAAAUGGUUCAGACUGAGCGGGACUACGUCAAAGACCUGGGCAUCGUUGUGGAUGGAUUCAUGAAGAGAGUCACAGAGAAGGGGGUGCCGGAGGACAUGACGGGGAAAGACAAAAUCGUGUUUGGGAACAUCCAUCAGAUCUACGACUGGCACCGAGAUUUUUUCCUGGGAGAACUGGAGAAAUGUCUGCAGGACCACGAGAGGCUGGCAGAGCUCUUUAUCAAACACGAACGUCGGCUCCACAUGUACGUGGUGUACUGUCAAAACAAACCAAGGUCUGAGUUUGUGGUGGCAGAGUAUGACUCCUACUUCGAGGAACUGCAACAGGAAAUCAACUGUAGGAUGUCCAUCAGUGACUAUCUCAUCAAGCCCAUUCAGAGGAUCACCAAAUACCAGCUUCUCCUGAAGGACUUCUUGAAGUUCAGCUCAAAGGCUGGCCUGGACUGUCAGGAAAUUGAGAAAGCUGUGGAUCUGAUGUUCCUGGUGCCCAAACGCUGCAAUGACAUGAUGAACCUGGGCCGGCUGCAGGGUUACGAGGGCAAGCUCACAGCCCAGGGCAAGCUGCUUCUACAGGACACGUUCUUUGUGACGGAGCACGACACGGGGGUCCUGUCGCGCAGCAAGGAGCGGAGGGUCUUCCUCUUUGAGCAGAUCGUCAUCUUCAGCGAACUCUUACGUAAAGGCUCGUCCACGCCCGGCUACCAGUUCAAGAAGAGCAUCAAGGUGAAUUACCUGAGUAUGGAGGAGCAUGUGGACUCGGACCCAUGUAAGUUUGUGAUGGCAUCACGGGGGUCCUCGGAGAGGCUGACGCUGCAGGCAGCCAACAUGGAGAUCAAGCAGGAGUGGGUGCAGCAGAUCCGAGACCUGCUGGACGCACAGAGCAGCUUCCUGUCUGCUCUUCAGAACCCUCAGAUCUUCCAAAAGAAAGACAGCGGAGGCUCUCUGCCCCGACAGCAUUCCGCUAACGGCCGGCCACCUGCCCACCCGUCCAGUCCCCUUAAGCCAUCUACCUCCAAUGGAAGCCCUGCCCACAAGUCCAGCAAGCACCCCGAACCAGAGAUGUCCGACGACCCAGACUGCAACGGCCUGUCGUCAGUGCUGGUGACGCACGACUACAACGCAGUGAAGGAGGACGAGAUCUGCGUGGUGGCCGGCGAGCGAGUCCAGAUCCUGGCCUCCAACCAGCAGAACAUGUGCCUGGUGUAUCGGCCGGCCAACAGCCAAUCGCCCGCCGCCGAAGGCUGGAUCCCGGGUCACGUGCUCGCCUCCACGCGGUGAGCCUCCGCCCCUGGCUCACCCUGGCGGACACACACACCCUCCUGGUCCUCCUUCAGGUCCUCUUCGCCACCUCCUUUUCAGUUGAAGCCCUCAGUGUAGACUCACUGGUAGUAGCCUCCUCAUGUUCCGCCAUCGGUGAAAACCCCACGGAGCCCCCUAACGAAAGAGGUGUCAAUCCCGUGCCACCGCAUCACAUCACCACAGCAACUGACACCACCCCCCCUUCCUUCUCUUGAGAUCUGAUUGGACUGUACGAAGCACGGCACCUGCCCCCUUUCUCUCUUCUCACUCUCUCGUCUCUCACCUGUGGCUCCGCCUCUUUCUGAUAGGACAAAACAAUAAUGAACUGACGGACGCCGCACGCUGUCCCUAUGUUGUUGGACGCCAUCGCCAUACCUUCUGUUGAUAUGUUUCAAAAAGAAAGAAAAAACAUUUAAAUAACAGGGGAAUUCUUUAAAUAUAUAAAUAUAUAUAUUAUUAAAAAAAGAAAGAUUGUGUUCCUUUGGAAAGGGCAACUCAUGAGAUGAACUGAUUGCGUUGGUGUGACCAUGUGUUUGUGUGUUUAUGCUUCUCAUUCAGCCACGUCAUUCUGCCCACACACACACCCAGACACAAACACUUUUACCCCCAACGGGAGUCCCCCUGACUUCUACUCUAUGCCAAGUCAUUUGUACACAGUGUACUAUAGUUUGUCUUCUAUGUGUUCAAAUUUUUAUUUUUGCAAGUUGUUUUUAAUAAUUAUCCCAUGAUUUACAGGUUCUCCGAUGUUGACAAGCCACAGCUGAAGCAUAAAAAAGCAUUUUUCUCCUUUUAUGUUCUGACUCAUGUUCCCUUGUACAAAAAGAAAAAAACGUUUUCUGCACUUUCCAAUGAAAUGCAUUACGAUGACGCCAGGUUGUGCAAUAUCUAAAAAAAAAAAGUCGACGUUCAUCAUUGUACUUGUAAUGUAACAAAGAAUUUUAAAUGUAUUAUUCUGUAUCAUUUUAAAUUUGUACAUAAUAUUUUUGACAUUACCAUGAUCUAACAGACAAGAGAAAGUUAUAUCUGUUCAGCAUUAGGAUAUGAAAAACUCAGUUCUAUAAGUAAUUAAAAAAUAACUUCGAUAGACAAGACAGUGCUAUGGUGCUCCUACAAAACACCUCAAACUAUCAGCCCAUGAAUCAUAAUUCUGUCUGAUUUAGUGCAUCAUCAUCUAGGCCUGUUUAACUCAUCCCAGGCCAGGUAAAAAAAAAAAAAAGACUAAAAAAAAACUUGACAAAAAAAAAAAAGACUAGAAAAGAAAAAGUAAAAAAGACAAAACAUUGAUUUUGAACAAUUAGUCAAUUCCAAGUUGGUGUUGUGAAUGGCAUCUAUUUCUGAUUGUGAGUAUCUGCUGCUGUCUCCUGGCGCCCCUCCCCCACCCAGCCCUGGCCUUUGUGAGAUAACUGUACAUAUCAGAUAGAGCAGCCCACGUGGCAGCGGACUCUGGGCCGGAUCGGAGCCAGAUCAGAGCCGCAUCUGGGUCGGAUGCGGGGCAGAGUCGGCGGCCAUCUGGGAGGUCUUUCAUUUGUUUAACUCUGGAAUGUGGUUCAUAAUAAAGCUGACAAUUUUUCAUCUUGAAAA
This is a messenger RNA of Alosa sapidissima (American shad), 8937 nucleotides long. RefSeq names its product kalirin RhoGEF kinase b (gene kalrnb). The record is from RefSeq and is a predicted model, not a curated record. Gene Ontology annotation, biological process: intracellular signal transduction; axon guidance. Lineage: Eukaryota; Metazoa; Chordata; Actinopteri; Clupeiformes; Clupeidae. Bases 379 to 7335 code for a protein of 2318 amino acids. Gene Ontology annotation, molecular function: protein binding; guanyl-nucleotide exchange factor activity. The transcript has 48 exons. Gene Ontology annotation, cellular component: cytoplasm; postsynaptic density.